This is a messenger RNA of Chiroxiphia lanceolata (lance-tailed manakin), 3210 nucleotides long. It is a transcript of the gene CHD1L, whose product is annotated as chromodomain helicase DNA binding protein 1 like. The transcript has 23 exons. Bases 50 to 2713 code for a protein of 887 amino acids. Gene Ontology annotation, molecular function: ATP-dependent chromatin remodeler activity; ATP binding; DNA helicase activity. Gene Ontology annotation, biological process: DNA repair; chromatin remodeling. Gene Ontology annotation, cellular component: nucleus. NCBI's taxonomy places the organism in Eukaryota, Metazoa, Chordata, Aves, Passeriformes, Pipridae. The record is from RefSeq and is a predicted model, not a curated record.
CGGGGAGGAGGCGGGAACCGCGCGGGGGUGCCGGUGUUUGUGUCCGGCCAUGUCCCGCUUCUUACAGGCGCUUCGGCGCUCCGGCAGGGCCCCGGCGGGGGGCCCGGGCGUGCAGGAGGCGGACGUGUCCCAGUGGGGUCUGACAGGCAUUAAGCUUCGUCCCUAUCAAGUAGAAGGUGUAAACUGGCUGAUACAAUGCUGUGAAGUCCAGCAUGGCUGUAUCCUGGGUGAUGAGAUGGGUCUUGGGAAGACUUGUCAGACUAUUUCACUACUUCUUUAUUUGACAAAAAAAUUAACCAACAAAGAGAGAUUUCUGAUACUUUGUCCUCUGUCUGUUCUGAGCAACUGGAAGGAGGAACUGGAGAGGUUGGCUCCAGGUCUUUCUUUCACAACGUACAUAGGCAAUAAGGAAGAGCGACCCAAACUGCAGCAGAACCUGAAGGACUCUCACUUCCAUGCACUCUUGACAACGUACGAAAUUUGCCUGAAAGAUGCAGCAUUUCUAAAAUCCUUUAACUGGGCUGCCUUGGUUGUAGAUGAAGCUCACAGACUGAAAAAUCAGAGUUCUCUGCUUUACAAGACACUUUCUGAGUUCUCAGUAGGCUUCAGCCUGCUACUCACAGGCACUCCAGUCCAGAACAGCCUCCAGGAGCUGUAUUCCUUACUCAGCCUUAUUGAGCCUGACAUCUUUCCUAAGGAACAAGUGAAAGAGUUUGUUGAGUAUUACCAAGCAAUUGAAAAGGAGAGUGAGCCGGCCAAAGAAUUGCACAGUCUUCUGCAGCCAUUUUUGCUUCGGAGAGUCAAAUCUGAGGUGGCUGCAGAACUGCCAAAGAAGGUGGAAGUGGUUCUGUACCACGGAAUGUCAGCUCUGCAGAAGAAGUACUACAAGGCCAUUUUGACGAAAGAUCUCGAUGCAUUUGAAAAUGAAACAGGAAGAAAGGUUACACUUCAGAAUGUCUUAGUUCAGCUUCGGAAGUGUGUUGCCCACCCGUACCUUUUCAAUGGUGUUGAACCAGAACCCUUUGAGAUUGGAGAGCAUAUUGUUGAAGCCAGUGGCAAGAUGUGUUUGUUGGAUAAACUCCUUUCAUUUUUAUAUGCUGGUGGGCACCGUGUCUUGCUCUUUUCUCAGAUGACUCAACUGCUUGAUAUCCUCCAAGACUACAUGGACUAUAGAGGCUACAGCUACGAGCGGCUGGACGGCUCUGUUAGGGGUGAAGAGAGACACCUUGCCAUUAAGAACUUUGGUCAACAGCCCAUCUUUAUCUUCCUGUUGAGCACCAGAGCAGGUGGAGUUGGCAUGAAUCUGACAGCAGCAGAUACAGUUAUUUUUACUGAUAGUGAUUUUAACCCGCAAAAUGACUUGCAAGCAAUAGCAAGAGCUCACCGAAUUGGGCAGCACAAGCCUGUGAAAAUUAUCCGCUUGAUUGGGCGAGAUACGAUUGAAGAACUAAUCUACCGAAGAGCUGCUUCUAAACUCCGUCUGACAAAUGCUGUUGUAGAAGGGGGUCAGUUUGCUCUGGGAGCACCCAAGCCUCAAGGAGCAGCAGAAUUACAGCUGAGCGAAAUCUUGAAAUUUGGCUUGGAUAAAUUGCUCUCCUCUGAGGGGAGUACUAUACAGGAUGUGGAGCUGGAAAACAUCCUUGGAGAGACAAAAGGAGGGAACUGGGUAAUGGACGUUGUGCUGCCACGUAAAGAAGAGAAUGAAGAAGAGAAUACAGAGAAUCACAUGUACGUGUAUGAAGGCAAAGAUUAUUCAAAAGAACCCAGCAGAGAAGAUAAAAAAGCAUUUGAUCAGCUUUUGGAUCUUCAGAAAACACUGUUUGAAGAGACCAGUAAGGAAGGGAGAGCUCUCCGGAACAAAACAAAUGCCCUUUUCACAGGCCUUCGGGAACAGUCAGCCAGGAGGAAGCACUUGUUUAGUGCAGAGGAGCUGGAGGCAAGGACGAAAAAGCGCCAAGAAGCAGCAGCAAAGAGAGCAAGGCUAAUGGAGGAAAAGAAGGCAGCAAAAGCAGAGGCAGAGCACAAGAAAAAGAUGGCCUGGUGGGAGGCAAAUCAUUACACAUCUACCUGCCUUCCUUCAGAAGACAGUGGCUCUGAGGAAGAGUUUGGGGAGGAUGAGGUUGGGCUGGAUGUGGAUUUAGAUUGCAAAGAUGCAGACCAGAACAAUAUCAAGUACGUCAUGGGAGAUGUAACCCACCCCCAAGCAGAAGAGGAAGAUGCCAUCAUUGUCCAUUGCCUAGAUGACUCUGGCCGCUGGGGAAGGGGUGGUUUAUUUACUGCUCUGGAAGCUCGUUCUGAUCAGCCAAGGAAAAUAUAUGAGAUGGCAGGAAAGAUGAAAGACCUGGAGUUAGGAGGAACCCUGUUAUUCCCUAUUGAUGAUAAAAAAUCAAGGAAAAAAGGACGAGACUUGUUGGCCUUGAUUGUAGCUCAGCACCGGGAUCGGUCCAACAACUUGUCUGGCAUUAAGCUGUCUGCUUUAGAAAAGGGCCUGAAGAAGAUUUAUUUGGCAGCCAAGAAAAGGAAUGCAACAGUGCAUCUUCCACGUAUCGGAUAUGCAACAAAAGGUUUCAACUGGUAUGGUACUGAGCGGCUCAUCCGAAAGUACCUGGCAACACGGGGUAUCCCCACCCUUAUAUAUUACUUCUCUAGGAGUAAAGGCUCUUCCUCUGCUUCACAGCCAUAUUCAUCUCCAAUGACAGUUUCAAAGCCGUGAAGGUGCAGUUAGUUCACCGAGAAACAUGCUCAAAGAGCAAACACCACACGGGCAGUCUGUGUGCAUUCACUUCAGAAAUGAGUCUUACACAGCCAUUACUCACCCCUGUAUCUCUCUGCCUUUACUGGCCCCAACGUUCACAUAUUGCCAGUGGCCCUGGCAAGGAAUCUGACUGCUUCAGAGUCCAAAGAGGAAGGACGUUGGCUCAAUCCCAGAUCUGUUUUGGAGAUGAAUAAUUAAACUUCCACUGAUGGUCCAUUGUUGUCCCUUACAUUAAGUUAUUGUUAAGGCUUGUAAUACAGUAUUGUUUAGCUGUAUUUCCCUGCCCUCCCCCCCUUCAAAUUCCAUACCUUAUAUCACUAUACUUCUUUUCAAUCAGCUUUUUAGUGGUUACCUGGCAUUCUGUGUACAUGUCCACAUAUAACUUUCAGCAGAAAGGAACUUCUCAACUGUAUGACAACCACACAGAAUAAACUGUUUAUACUCUUCUGGUUUUU